Dermacentor silvarum is the source of this 1123-nucleotide messenger RNA. RefSeq lists its product as uncharacterized. The record is from RefSeq and is a predicted model, not a curated record. NCBI's taxonomy places the organism in Eukaryota, Metazoa, Arthropoda, Arachnida, Ixodida, Ixodidae. The transcript has 3 exons. The coding region runs from base 1 to 1059 and encodes 352 amino acids.
AUGCAAACAAUUCACCACUGUGCACACUGGUUUCUGGCUCUUAAGUGCAAUAACUACAACAAUUCCCUUCAACAGGUAUCGACAAAAGACAAGUCAACACAGUGGGAGGAAAUUGGCCACAAUGACCACACCUAUUCCCAAUCUGGGCUGCAAUACAGUUUCGGAAAGCAGCAAGGCUUGUCAUCAAGCUUGACAAAAGAAGACUGUGAAUUCUUUACAGGAAUCUCAAAACCCGUCUUUGACAGCUUAGUCAAAGCUGUAAAAAUUGAAAGCAGCAAGAACUUCCUAAGACUCUCAGUCGAGGACCAACUGCUACUGACCUUAAUGAGAAUGCGUCUUGGCCUGCUUUACGGACACUUGUCAAAAAUAUUUGGAAUUUCCGUUUCAUACGUGCACAAGCUGUUCAUGCACACCCUGUCUGUGUUGCAGAAGGUUAUGAAGACAGUUGUGGUGUGGCUGCCACGAUCACUAAUCAGAAAUAGCAUGCCAGAAUCUUUUGCUGAGAAUGGUUAUGAGAAAACAACCUGCAUCAUAGACUGCUCCGAGGUCUUCCUUCAGCGGCCUAAGAAGCUGCUUGCUAGAGCUCAAACCUACAGCAGCUAUAAAGCGCACAAUACAGUGAAGUUCCUUACUGCCAUUGCACCGAAUGGCUAUGUGAUGUUUGUGUCUCGUGCAUAUGGUGGAAGAGCUUCGGACAAAUAUAUAAUGGGUCACUGUGGCGUGGAAGACUUCCUAGGCUCAGGUGAUGAAGUGAUGGCCGACCGAGGUAUUGUGCUGAGCCAAUAUCUUGACGUUCAAGGCGUCAAACUCAAUGUGCCUUCUUUCGCAAGAGGUAAAUCCCAGCUCAGUGAAAGUGAAGUAACUCAAACAAGGAGAAUUGCGUCUGUGCGCAUACACGUUGAAAGGGCCAUAAACAGAAUGAAGACAUUUAGAAUAUUCAAGCAAGCCCUGCCAAUACGAUCAAAGAAAAUCAUAAGUGACAUGAUAUUUGUCUGUGCUGGCCUCUGCAAUUUAAAAGGCCCUUUAAUUGCCAGAUGUGUCGAAGGAAGGGAUGAGUAGGCACUCAACCAUGCAGUUCAUCACAGUAUCAUUCUGGAAAUAAAUUUUAUUGCACUGUGUGUUA